AUGGAUUAUACCACGCGCAUGUUCAAUAGUCCACCAAAGGAUCCAGCUUCCGCUAUUUCGUGGUUGGAGUACGUAUCCACGGUUAAGAGUAUCGCCGUCGGCCUGCGCGACAUUGGUUUAUCCGAGAAUGAUGCCGUUGGGCUGAUCAGCGUCAAUGAAAUUUACUAUUAUGUGCUUGGAGACGGUGUCAUUGCCGCGGGCGGAGUCUUUGCCCCUCUCCCGACAACCCCGCUGGACCAGAUAGGUCUCUACAUCGAAGCGGCGCAGGUGAGCUGGCUUUUCGUCAGCGUCGAAUUCCUUGAGCAGAUUCUACUGGCAGCGCCCAACUGGAAGCUCGACAAAUCGCGAAUCCUGGUGUUUGAUCCACCCGGCCUGGAGCCAUAUCAAGGACGUCUACCCCGAUUUAGCAACUUGUUGACCGCCGACGGGAACCUCUGGAAGAAUCCUUAUGAAGGCAAAGACCCCAAGCAACUGAUCUGCGUGCGAUCUUUUGGCAGUGGAACAACUGGGUCCGUCAAAGCCAUUGAAAUUUCCCAUGCUGCUCAGUUGGCAAGACUGGACGCUCCUCUCUUUACCCCCGACCCACGCGAUACGGCAUGGUUGCAGAACAUCGGCAUCUCCCACGUCAGCAGUCUCAACAUGUGCCAGCGAGCUUGUGCUGGUGGGCUACCAAUGGCCUUGACCUGCGUCGACGACGCACAAUCACUCUUGGAUAAAAUCCAGGAACUCAAAAUCAGCCAAAUCCAGUUACCACCUGCAGUAAUGGAAGGUAUCACGGAAAUAAUCAACUCGGGUCGCCGACCUCGGGAAGCCCUCGAAUCCCUUAGCACUGUGUUGGUUGGCGGGACCUUUUCUCGAAAGGUUUCAGUCGAGGCCUUUUCUGCUCUGCUCCCAAGCCACACUCGCUUGAGAACUGGCUACGGGAGCACGGAAGCCGGUAUCGUCACCAUGACGCCAAUUGACAGCCCUUGGGAAUUGGGCUAUACUGGCAUUCUAACCCCAAAAGUCGAGUUGAAGUGA
Uncinocarpus reesii 1704 is the source of this 1020-nucleotide messenger RNA. RefSeq lists its product as uncharacterized. Lineage: Eukaryota; Fungi; Ascomycota; Eurotiomycetes; Onygenales; Onygenaceae. Gene Ontology annotation, molecular function: CoA-ligase activity. The record is from RefSeq and is a predicted model, not a curated record. The coding region runs from base 1 to 1020 and encodes 339 amino acids. The transcript is spliced from 3 exons.